Molecule: messenger RNA, 1842 nt
Organism: Sordaria macrospora k-hell
Lineage: Eukaryota; Fungi; Ascomycota; Sordariomycetes; Sordariales; Sordariaceae
Cellular component (GO): nucleus
Molecular function (GO): zinc ion binding
Source: RefSeq, a predicted model, not a curated record
AUGAACUCCACGGUUAAGCGCAAGUUCAACUCCCUGCUCCAGGGCAUCGGGAGCCGGCCGACCAACAACCCAGACUCGCCCUUCUCCUCCUCGACGCGCGAUGGCAAUGACUCUCCUCUGAGCUCGACGCCUGCCUCCACCUCCAGCUCGAGGUUCACAAACAUGGCCAACGACAGCCUCGACUAUCUCAGUAAGAAGCGCCGUGUCGGCGGGCUGCCCUCCACACCGAGCGCAAUCACGUUAACGACCCCGACGAAAGGGCAAACCACGAUCUCCAACAUCACCCUGCGAAAAUGGAACUCCCACGCCGGUCCACCAGGUAGUAGCAGCAGCCCCGCGCCCGGAGCCAUCGGCGGCGGCAAUCAUGCGAAUCAGAAUAGUCCAGUUACGAAACUGCAACCACCCAAAUACUGCCCCGGCGACCGCGACCAGCUCGUGCGACGAUUGGCGACCUUCCAAGAGCUGACGGACUGGACACCAAAACCCGACAGGGUCAACGAGAUCGAAUGGGCGAAGCGCGGCUGGGUCUGUCAGGGAAAGGAGCGCGUUAAGUGCACGCUCUGUAACAAUGAACUGGCUGUUAAGCUGAAUCGCAAAGAGGUUGAUGGGAAGGAGAUUCCAGUGCUGAUCGCCGCAGAUAUUGCUGAGUCGGUGGUGGAUCAGUAUGCUGAGCUGAUUAUCACAUCACACCGGGAGGACUGCCUUUGGAGGAAGAAGGGUUGCGAUGAUUCGCUUCUACGAUUACCUCUGCCCAACCCCAAACUAGCCCUCGAAACUCUUCGCCGACGAUACGACGAGCUCUGCCAACGCAAGGAUUUUCUCCCUUACGAGUUCAACCUCCGCCUGCCGGAAGGUCUCGACAUCGACACCAUCCUUUCCUACCUGCCACCAAACUUCUUUACCGAGCCUUCACCAUCGAGCGCCACAACCUCACAAUCGGCUAACCCCAAUCCAUCCACUUCACACCAACCAUCAGCGAUCAACCGCACCGCCUUAGCCCUCGCCCUCCUCGGCUGGCAAGGCCUCUCGAACCCUCGUCUCGGCACCGCCGUCCCUAACUCCGCCUCCUGCCACACCUGCCUCCGCCGUCUCGGCCUCUGGAUGUUCAAAUCCAAACAAGUCGACUCGGAAACCAACACGAUCCUAGUCCCCGCGCCCAUGGACCACCUCGACCCCCUGCGCGAGCACCGCUUCUUCUGUCCCUGGAAGAACCCGCAAGCGCAGCGGAACCCGGGCGCCAAGCCCUUAGCCAGGGGCGAGACGGACAAAGCCGCCUGGGAGGUCCUAGUGGAAGGACUGAGGAACGAGAGCCGAUUGAGAGAGAAGGGCAGGGACUUAUUGCAUGGGAGGAGUAAGUCCUCCAGUUCUGGGUUUGGGUUUUUGGGAGGAGGGAAGAACAAAGGGACGCCGCAUCGGGCGACGGGGAGCGCGAGCGGAUUGUUGGGAACGCCGAUGACGCCUGAUACUCGGGGCUCAUUACAGCAACCGAAUAGUGCGCCUGGUGGUCUCCAUGUCGGAGGUGGCCAAGAAGAAGGGGGAGGGGACGAAGAAGAGGGAGACCAAGAUGAUGAUGAUGAUGAGUCGGAGGAGGCGAGGAAGAAGAAGGAUCAGGCUAUGAUGAGCAGACUGAGGAAGGUUAAGAGCUUGUUUAAUACCAAGGGGAGUAAGUUGAAAAAGUUGGGGGUUUCGCCAUCGCCGUCUCCGGGGCCGGCGGGAACUGGAGCGGUUAGUGUGCCGAAUAGUCCUAGGCCGGGAACGUCGCAUUCUACGAGGACUACCGGGACUACGGGGGCGGCUGGGACUACCGGGGGAAGCAGUGCGAACGCUCCUGUUGAGCAGUAA